Messenger RNA from Pyricularia grisea, 4722 nucleotides. RefSeq lists its product as uncharacterized. Lineage: Eukaryota; Fungi; Ascomycota; Sordariomycetes; Magnaporthales; Pyriculariaceae. Bases 326 to 2995 code for a protein of 889 amino acids. The record is from RefSeq and is a predicted model, not a curated record. Gene Ontology annotation, cellular component: Sin3-type complex. The transcript has 2 exons.
AAUCAAUCUACAGUAGCCGAGUGUUCACAAGAGACAGUCAACGAACCAGAUCUCACUGGGGAAAAAAAUGCGAGUCUUGUUACGAGCAUGGCUUCGGGUCUUGAAGGUCUGAUUCUUUACCGACCACCUUAGGAGGUGCAAAGUCGACGACUGAGCGUUGGCGACGCUCCGAUAGCGAGUAGAAGAGGGCGCCUGAUUGACCGCCGCAACGACGAACCGUCCAUUCUAACAGCUCAGGCCGACCAAGACCACGCGCCUCGGUAUCCGACCAAAUCCUCCCAUUGCAGGUCGUGACCGGGAAUAGGCACUUUGAAUCCAGUACAAGAUGAGUUCCCAGACUGCAUCGAGCUCGGGAGGCUCACGGCGCAACGUUGUAUUUGCGGACCCUGUGGCUUUUGGCUACCUGUCCGAAGAACCAGGAGUUACAGUACUUGAGCGGAGGGCGGUACUGCCUGGUUACGAACUAUACCUCGUCGAGCAGUGGGCUUGCUCACGCCGGUCACCAACCCUGGUCAUUGUCACUUACACGGGUGACCCCAAACAUUCUGUCAACGUCGGCGUCCUUUCUAUCCCUGCAGUCGAGUCCGAUCGUUCGCCAGCGCUUCGGCAUUAUUUUAAUGCAAUCCAACAAUAUCAUGCGAGGCCAAGGGAGACACCUCUGGGGGAGCUCAUGGUUACCAACCUUAGCAGCUUCCCUUCGGCCCUGACUGUCAUUUCCGUGCCUGAGGGUGACCUGCGAAAGCAUCGAGAGAUUUUCAUCGUCAAUGAGAACCUGAAGCGCCUUGGCUGCUCUGGACGCUCAGGUCUCACACUCUCAGAACCAUCGCCGGCGACGCAGGCCAAAUUUCUGCAGUUGUAUAAAACAUGCGAUCGAAUACCAUUAUAUCAAGCCGUUAUAGAACUCGUCAAAGUCUGCCAGGCUGCCCUCUUUCUAUUCGGCAAGCUCGAGCAGGAGUUCAUCGACGGCUUGCUCUGCGACAUGACCGAGACAGCGAUAAGUAACUGGUGGAUCGAAAUUGGGUCCGAGUACUUUAAUAUUGAGCCUUCCGACGGAAUAUUAGGGCCUACAACUGUUGCAGCCAUCUUGGGUACCCUGAUGGGAGCUCGUAAUCGCCUACACUGGUGGGGAGCCGCGGUUGGCAAGGAUGUAUUCGACAUAGACAGCACCAAACGGGGUAUCAAUCAGUUCCAAAAGGCUAUGAAACUGGAACGAACUCGCAGGCUGGACCGCCCAACUUUGCUGAAGCUCCACAGCGUCACUGCAAAAGCUGCCGCAGGUGAAGGCGGUUGGGGAGUCCAGAGGGCAGUCAAGUCUACCGUGGCAGAGAUAGGGGGCAAGCGCGGUGAGAUUGUGAUGGGAUUCGUAUCUGGCGGCCGUGACAAGGGGAAUAUUGCCGACAUUGAAACGCUCGACAUUGACAAGUUCAUCAGUCUUGCCUACGGUGAACGUUCAAAGUGGUUGUGGCACGGAAAGGCCAAGAGAUCCACCUCUGAUUACCAACAUCAUCCUCUUUCGGACGCCGUCGGCGGUUCAGCGUUUGGGAACAGUAAGGAGAACCUGUCGCUCCCAUCAACUUCGUCCGCUCAGCUGCAACAGCUACCUCAACAAGACCAGCAGCGAGUGGAGGCAAGGCGAACGCAGACUCUACCACCUGGGGACGAGCUAGUGCUCAGGUCCAGGGAUGAGUCUGCGACUGGUGAUACAACACAUUCAGCUCCGCCAGGGUCGGCGGAUAGCCCACCGGGGGACAGGGACGCACUGAGGAAGACAGUAUUCAAGAGAGUGGGCGGCAAAGUGAACGAUGCAAGAUCAGGAAUCGGCCGGACUAUUCGCGAUGCAAUCGGUGGCGGACAUCGCAGUGGCCAUCAAUCCAAACCAUCAAAGGAUGGAAAUGCAUUGCCAGAUGGCGGCAUAACCAGCCCCAGCAUCGCAAGUCUGGCACACAGCGCCACUACCAUGGGAAGCCCAGUGCUGGUGGGUAGAGCUUUCACGUGGAAGAACAAGCCAGAAGAAUACAGAGACGCCAUGCGAAUUCCUAGAGAGGCGCAAGGUGCUGCGAGCGGGUCGGUCGAAGGACGCGCCAGUAUCCCUGAGGAAGGGCCCGAAACGGCUGUACCAGGGGCACAGUCAGACACGGAUGGUCAUAUGGGCGGACAUCAAAUCGUCGAAUCCUCCGUUGCUGAUUCAGUGGCCGACGAGAGCGACACUCAUAGCCACGAUCGUGCUCUUGCAGGAUUUAGGAAAGAUGACACACCACCGUCAUGGCUCCAGCGUCGCCACAGUUUACAUCUUCCGCUAGAAGAUCGACCCCUCAACGACGCUCGGUGGCCGCGACGAAUGUCUUUCAGCGUGGCUGCGGAUUCAGUCUUGUGGUGGGAUCGCAUCGCUGACUUGGUUGUCGAGGCGGAAACUGUUGGCAACUCUCAUGGAUCCGACGGGGCUGUAGAUAAUGUAGGCGAAGAGCAAAAAAUACCCACACUGGCGGCGGCGCCAGGGAACGCCGAGCUCGCCCGAGCUAUAUACACCCGCAUAGCCGAAAUGAAGCAAACACUGAUGCCCUGGGCAGAGGAUAAAGUCAGGGAGGUUGCUCUAGUGGAUGGGGAGCUUGGAAGACAACAGGACGAGGUGGCGUCUCUGUUGGACCAGUUCCGUGAGGCAUACGAGGCGAUGCGGCGGCAGUCGGUCGAACUGCUCUCGGACGAGCGGGGACAGCUGACGGAAGCUGUUCGGGAUGUAGAAGGUCUCGCGCAAAGGCUUGACUACGAGAUCAAUGCGUUGGCCUCCAAGAUUGCCGACGUCGAGGAUGGGCUGCGUGAGUUUGAGAUCCAGGUGGAGAUGGUCGAGGCGAAAGCCGAAGAGCUCAAGACGCAACUCGAGACGGAAACUUGGGUGCAUUGGGCCAUGAGGAAAUUGACGGGCAUCGGCACCGGGCCGAACAUCCUCGGCGGUCAGGUGGCUGUCGGUGGCCUGGACAAGAGCUCCGUCCCCGGCUAGGACAGAGAGUUUGCGACUGUUUCUGGUAUCCGAAUGUUACAGGCUUCGGUUUUCACUAGCGACGCGGUACAUGGAUGGUUUUAAUCCCUUGGUGCGGCGGGCAACGGCAUAACGCGCGGUCAGAUAGGCAUAGGGCGAGCGUUCGGUGACAACGACCAAGAUAUUCAAUUGCAAGGAACAGCAUGAUGACAAGAAGUGGAUUGAGUCCGUUUACGGAAUAAUAAUGCCCAUUCCAGGGCACAAUCAUAAACAGAACAGCCAGGCUAUCCUCCAAGUUUUGGGCUAUAUGUUUUCGGCAUUUGGGGGGGGUAUAUUAGAUUAAUGUAAGGCUAUUUAUAUAAUAUCAGAAUCAAGCAAAACAGUCCAAUAUCAAGGAGGAUAAUCGCUAAAGCCGGCUGACUUGCCACUCCUGUCUAGCAGGUGCACGAAUCGAUCCUUGUGGUUGAGCACAAACGGAGGCAGGUCUGUGUUGUCCUUGAUCCUGUCGUAGAUCUGGCCCGGCCGGGACCACAGAUCCAGGCCCUCGCGCACGCGAUCGGCUAUGCGAUUCCUGUCGCGGAAGAAGUCCUGAUUCAGCGAGACGUGGGAGAAGGAGGCCAUCUUGGUCAGGACCUCUCCCAUGGUGGCGUAGCAGCUGGAGCAGUGCCAGCCGGCGUUCCACAGGUCGUCCUUGUCAAAGUAGAUGAGCGGGGCCGGGCCGCCGUCGCCGUUGCGCAGGUUGGUGGGCUUGAUGGUGGCGUCGACGGAUCCGGCGUACGUGGUGGCCUGCGGGUGGGCCCACUCGGGCCCGCGGUGCAGAAACUCAAAGCUGUAGUAGUAGAACCUGCUGCGGAGGGUCAGGCGGCGCGGGAAGGCGCAGGCGCGCAGCAGGCGAAGCGUCUCGGGCCGCACCACCUCGUCGACGUCGGCCACGAUGAUGACGUCGCCCUGCUGCGGCCGGCUCUCGCCGCCCUCGAGGCCCGGGAACACCUGCGUCAGCAUGGCGUCGCGCUGGAGGUCCUCGCGGUCCCAGGGGCGGGGUGGGUCGUAGCCCGGCGGGUACUGCAGUUCGUGGUAGAUGAGCUUGUCGUGGUACGGGGCGAAGCGCUCCCAGUUCUCCUUGAUGAUGAGGGGCUUGGGCAGGCCCGUGAAGGUCAGCGGGGCCUCGACGACGAUGAAGUGGUCGACUUCGUGGUAGGAUGUGUUCAGGCGGAUCUCGAGCCACUCGAGCUCCGUGUUGAUCAUGAAGAGGUCGUAAACCUUCCUCGGCCUGCCCGAUGCCGGGGUUUGGUAGGGCCGCCAGCCGUGCAGGCGGCACAGGGCGGCGUCGGGCAGGCCGGGGUUCUGGUGGAACAUGUCGACCGAGACCCGGUGGGUGGUAGAGGGUGGCGACGACGACAUGGUGUCGUUGAUCACGUCUGCUUGCUUUCUGUGCCAUAGGAAGACCAGGAGGGUGGCGAUGGGUGCUAGGACCAAGACGCGGAGUUUCCUAAUUGGUGCCAUUUUUAUUUUUAUUUUUUCUGCACAGCAGACUUGGCGAGAGACGGAUGGAUGAUGCAGGCCAAUGGGAUAUGUAUGUGGGUUGGCGUGUUCCUCCCUCAAUCAAUCGAUAGACUGACUGGUCAAGUAGACCUGCAAAUCCCGUCCGAGUGUUGCUGUCACUGGGCAAACCAGUAAAAGUUUUGGAGAUGGUGUAAAAUUAUGAUGCCAUCUGACUUGUUAUUUUACAUUGCAAAGAAUUGAGUAAG